Molecule: messenger RNA, 1926 nt
Organism: Penicillium brevicompactum
Lineage: Eukaryota; Fungi; Ascomycota; Eurotiomycetes; Eurotiales; Aspergillaceae
Product: ferric reductase family protein
Exons: 1
Coding region: 1-1926 (641 amino acids)
Biological process (GO): intracellular iron ion homeostasis; copper ion import; iron ion transport
Cellular component (GO): plasma membrane
Molecular function (GO): ferric-chelate reductase activity
Source: RefSeq, a predicted model, not a curated record
AUGUUUUCCAAACUGGAUGCUCGUCACAUCCAGAACAUGAGUGCGGCCACGGCGAUCGAGCCUCACUGGGGAUAUGCCGAUCGCGCCGUCCCGUGUACCAAUGAUGCCGGCUCAUGUGCGUAUUUGGACGAUGUCUACGCAUCGCACGAUCGGGGAAUGCUCUACUCGGGCAUCAUGUGGUGUGCGAUCGGUGCCAUUUUGCUGCUGUGGGCUGUGCUCAACCAAUUCCACGCGCCCACGAUGUCCCCCACACUGGCCCCCGCAGAAUCAGCAGGUCUGGCUAGAGCUCGUCGUGCCGUGGUAUCACUCACCCGGAAGUAUCUCCUACCGGAUGCAGCUCGUCUGAUCUUCGGUCGCACGACUCGCCUGCAAGUCUUCACCCUCGCUGUACUGAUGGGAUACCUCCUGGUCUUCAGCUUCGUCGGUAUCGUCUACCAUACCUGGGUGACCCCCGUUUCCGACAUGCCCGGGGUGUAUAACACGCGCGACAGCAUUGGUCCCUGGUCGGACCGCGUUGGGACCUUGGCCUACGCCCUCACACCGCUCUCCGUGUUGCUGAGCAGCCGGGAGUCCUUUCUCUCCGUCAUCACCGGUUUGCCAUACCAGAGUUUCAACUUUCUUCACCGCUGGCUCGGUUAUAUUAUCUUCGUGCAGAGCUCCCUGCACACCAUUGGAUGGUGCGUGGUGGAGCUGCGACUAUACCAGCCACAACCAACUGUUGGAAUCGAGUGGGUGACGCAGACCUACAUCGUCUGGGGGAUCGUCGCGAUGAUUCUCCUACUGCUUCUGUUCGGAUUGAGCACUCCGUGGGGCAUUCGCCUCACAGGCUACGAGACCUUCCGUAAACUACACUACGUCCUCGCGAUGGUCUACAUUGGCGCCUGUUGGGCACAUUGGAAAGCUCUCAAGUGCUUCAUGUGGCCUUCCUUGAUUUUUUGGUUUCUUGAUCGCGGCGCGCGGCUGGUCCGCACCGCACUUUUGCACCACCACCCAGACCACGCCGGUGGUGGUCUCAGCUUCAAACCGGCUGAGGCGACUAUCACUCGCUUCCCAGAUGCCGAUCAUGGCGAUGUCCUUCGCCUCGAGUUGGAGAACAACCAGGACCCUUGGGCGAUUGGUCAACAUUAUUACCUUUGCUUCACCAAAUCCAGCGUUUGGCAGUCACAUCCAUUCACGCCGCUCAACCUGCCAAUCGUUUCAAAUGGCACCGUGAGACAUUCCUACCUACUGCGGGCUAAGGGCGGUGAAACCAAAAAGGUUGCUGCCCUUGCCGCCGACUCCAAAUCCACCCCAAUCAUCAUGACCGGCGCAUACGGCGAGUCAAUCACAACCCAUCUCACCCCCUCCACCAACAUUUUGUGCAUCGCUGGUGGAACCGGAAUAACCUAUGUUCUGCCUGUUCUUCUUGGGCUCGCUCAUCAGCAACCUUCUCCCGAUCGCAAGGUCGAGCUGAUCUGGGCGAUCCGCCAUACCGCCAACACGGAGUGGAUCGAAGCGGAGCUUGACCUCCUCCAGAAGGCGCGCAACAGACUCAACCUGGAGGUCCGAAUUUUCGCUACUCGAGAUGCAACAAGCAAUGCCCCCUCGGAGGUCUCCCUUGAGAACUGCAAUUUGACGGUCCCCAAGAUCGAAGAGAAAGUGCAGGUUGCAUCUGGAGCUUCGUGCUGUGGCUGUGACAAGCCCACCUCAGUCGAGCGGCUCGGAGGGUCGGAGGAUAUCUCGCGGCAUCCGGAUCUGCCCCAACUAGUUGGUUCAUUCUUAUCAGAGACUGUCCGCGGACCGACAAGUGUCUUCGCCAGUGGACCUGGGGGGAUGAUCAGCGAUCUUAGAUCUAUCGUCGCAUCUUGUAAUGACGGCACUAAAGUGUGGAAAGGACAAGACAUAUUCGACGUAAGACUAGUUUGUGAUGAUCGAUUAGAGUGGUGA